Molecule: messenger RNA, 321 nt
Organism: Colletotrichum costaricense
Lineage: Eukaryota; Fungi; Ascomycota; Sordariomycetes; Glomerellales; Glomerellaceae
Exons: 1
Coding region: 1-321 (106 amino acids)
Source: RefSeq, a predicted model, not a curated record
AUGAAAACACCUUUUGGGUUAGCCAGCGGGCACUUGGAAGACCUCGAUCUUCUUUUCUACGACUUGCCAGUGCCAGUGCCAGAGCCAGCGCAUCAGAUCACUACAAUGAGUGGUUGGUUAGGUAGUUGGUUGGUCGGUCGGUCCACACCCAGCGCAGCAAAGCACCAGGACCAUCCAGCUCCAGUCGAAAGUGUCUCGCCUUUCUGCCGAUCCAACUUGGCCCCCGAGCAGUCGCUGCGGGCAAAGGGGGCUCGCAGCUCGCUGGCUUCCAUCCAUGGUGGCUUCGCUUCUGCGUCGCCAACGUCGUUGUGUUUCAGAUGA